Molecule: messenger RNA, 1354 nt
Organism: Musca vetustissima
Lineage: Eukaryota; Metazoa; Arthropoda; Insecta; Diptera; Muscidae
Gene: nmo
Product: serine/threonine-protein kinase NLK
Exons: 7
Coding region: 28-1314 (428 amino acids)
Biological process (GO): intracellular signal transduction; protein phosphorylation
Cellular component (GO): nucleus; cytoplasm
Molecular function (GO): MAP kinase activity; ATP binding
Source: RefSeq, a predicted model, not a curated record
AAUUCUCUCUGGUGGUGGUAACAUUCGAUGAGCGUUUCGAUGUCACUCGUACAAGGUGGAGCUGCUGGCGGUGCACCCCAAGGUGCUAUUCUAGCUGCCGCCGCACCAUAUUAUCAGCCACCGGCUGUACCACAGGAUGUCCAGCCAGAUCGACCAAUUGGUUAUGGUGCUUUUGGUGUAGUAUGGGCUGUCACAGAUCCACGAGAUGGACGUCGCGUUGCAUUGAAAAAACUUCCAAAUGUUUUUCAGUCAUUGGUUUCAUCAAAGCGAGUUUUUCGUGAAUUAAAAAUGCUGUGUUUUUUCAAACAUGAAAAUGUCUUAUCGGCAUUGGAUAUACUACAGCCACCUCAUUUGGAUUUCUUCCAAGAAAUAUAUGUGAUAACCGAACUUCUUCAAUCAGAUCUCCAUAAAAUUAUUGUUUCGCCGCAACAUUUAUCUGCCGAUCACAUCAAAGUGUUCCUGUAUCAAAUUCUACGUGGUCUCAAAUAUUUACAUUCUGCCCGAAUACUGCAUCGUGACAUCAAGCCCGGCAAUCUGUUGGUCAAUUCCAAUUGUGUAUUGAAAAUAUGCGAUUUCGGGCUGGCACGUGUCGAGGAGCCCGACCAAACGAAACACAUGACCCAAGAGGUGGUGACACAAUAUUACCGGGCACCGGAAAUUCUAAUGGGUGCCCGACAUUAUUCAUCGGCGGUUGAUGUGUGGUCGGUGGGUUGCAUUUUUGGCGAACUACUCGGUCGCCGUAUACUCUUCCAAGCUCAAAAUCCUGUACAACAAUUAGAUCUCAUUACCGAAUUGCUGGGUACACCCUCGAUGGAGGAUAUGCGUCAUGCCUGUGGCGGAGCUCGUUCACAUAUGCUAAGACGUGCACCCAAACUGCCCUCAUUCUCAGCUCUCUAUACACUAAGUUCACAUGCCACACACGAAGCUGUGCAUUUGCUUUGUCAAAUGUUGGUAUUUGAUCCGGAUAAGCGUAUUUCAGUGACGGAUGCAUUGGCCCAUCCCUAUUUGGACGAAGGACGUUUACGUUAUCAUUCAUGCAUGUGUAAAUGUUGUUUCACCACACCGGCCGGUAUGCGGCAAUAUACAAAUGAUUUUGAACCAUCGGCCGGUCAGGCAUUCGAUGAUUUAUGGGAAAGAAAAUUGACAUCAGUACAACAGGUUAAAGAGGAAAUGCACAAAUUCAUUGCCGAACAAUUACAAACGGGACGUGUUCCACUGUGUAUAAAUCCACAAAGUGCAGCAUUCAAAAGUUUUGCCAGUUCAACAGUGGCACACCCUUCCGAAUUGCCACCAUCACCCCAUCAAUGGGAAUGACGGCAAAAUGAGGCCAUAGCAGCCUAAAAUUUUAAAUUUU